Stegodyphus dumicola is the source of this 4294-nucleotide messenger RNA. RefSeq lists its product as uncharacterized. The record is from RefSeq and is a predicted model, not a curated record. Gene Ontology annotation, molecular function: protein binding. Gene Ontology annotation, biological process: signal transduction. NCBI's taxonomy places the organism in Eukaryota, Metazoa, Arthropoda, Arachnida, Araneae, Eresidae.
AAAUCAGGGAAAGAACUCAAGCUGUCUACACACGGAUAACAGAGCUUUGGUCUGGCGCACGCGAAGCUGUAGGUAGUGGUUGAAAGUGCGCAUUGUGCCUGUGGAAUAAAUGCUUCCACUGUUUAGUUUUCAAAGGCAAAAUUUGUUAUCUCUUCCACCAUAAAGUUUCAAUAAGAUGCUGCAUGAGAGCUUAUUUCAUUAUUUAGUUAUUUUAUGCGUUCGAUAACAGUUUCAGCAGGGAUUUGAAACAGCCCGUCGAAGUCUCCGUCUAUAUGCUGUCUGAGAAAGCAUUGGAAAUAAAAAUACCGACAGACAGCUGGUGUUAAACUGCAUAGUGAAAUAUUGAGUAUCAUGUGUGAAAUGAAUAUAAGGCAUAAUUUCAACUUAUUCCUAAAUGCUCAUUUGGAAUAUCUUUAAAAGUGUCAUUUCGUCUGAGAGACUUCCAUAACAGAGAGUAAAGUGUCAACACUCUGUUAUUUGAGAUUACAUGUGGUAUUCGAAACGGAUGUUAUGGGCGAUCACUCACGUUCGAAAUGUUAUUGAAAGAUUCGACAAGAAGUCACAGCACCAAAAGAUGUUCGAUUUCUUACUUCGCUCAGAUUUAGUCUCUUGUACCGAAAGGAGUUCAUAUGGUCGUUCUAUUGCGACUUGAAGGUAAUCACGAUGCUGUAUGCUGUGAACAAUGAGGCCCUGAAAAUGAGGUUUCGACAGUUGAAACAUAUAACUAUUUUAUUUCUGAUGCUUACUUGUGUUCGAUUCUCUUCUCAAGAGUGUAACUUACCGAAGGCAAAGCCAUUGGAUUCCACGUGUCUUUGCGAAUCCUUGGACAGCUUCAAUGGAUGGUCAUAUACAUGUAUCAGUAAUGCUGAUUUCGAGGUGAUAUUUGGUUUGAAAUAUGUUAUUGACAGCUCAGUGACAAUUCAGUGUGGUCAUUACCAGCCAAACUAUGAGUCUUUACUUCAAGAACUAGAUCUUACAGAAAUACAUACUUUUGUGUUUAAGUCAUGUUCUCUGCCAAACACAUCUUUUGGUGAAGUUAUACCCUACAAUGAAAAGUAUCCCGUAGAGCAAAUUAAAAUAGAAGCGAAGAGAGACAAUAGAACGUUUACUCUUGAGUUAUUCAGUAAUGUUUCAGAAACUCUGAAAAGUUUAAUCCUAAGCAAUAAUAAAAUUCAGGUGCUACCAGAGUCACUAUUCAGUAACUUCAGUGAAUUAAAAUAUCUUUCACUUUCUGAUAAUAUGUUAAAGACACUACCAGAAAAUAUCUUUUCAAAUCUCAAAAAUUUAAUCGUCUUGGAAAUCGCAAAUAACUAUCUCGAGAUUUUACCUCAAGGUCUUUUUCAGAACUUAUCUCAACUUGAAAAAUUAUAUUUAUAUAAAAAUCGAGUAAAAGAUUUGCCUAACGGCUUGUUUAGAAGCUUGGUGAAUCUGAAAGUUUUAGAUUUAGCUGAUAAUCAUCUCAUCCUAUUACCUAACGACGUAUUUCAUGGCUUAUCAAGUGUCAUUCAUGUUCGUCUGCGUGGAAAUUGGUUGGGGACUAUACCUGAGGGAUUAUUUAGUAAUUGCUCAAAUUUACAAGAAAUCGAUCUAAGUCUAAACAGAUUUAUGGAACCAUUGCCUGAACAUCUGCUGCAUGGAGUACCUCGUUUAGAGAAUGUUAGUCUUCAUGAUUGCAAUCUUACGCAUAUUCAUGAAUUCUUCUUUUCAUUUUCUCCGAAUAUAACGCAUCUAAGACUAGAGAACAAUAGACUUUCUAUACUACCUGAGAAAAUUUUCAGGAAUAACACAGUGUUGAAAGAAUUGAAUUUAAAUUUCAAUUCCAUUCAGGAAUUGCCUGAAAAUCUCUUUCCAAAUCAAAAGUACCUUGAAAAACUCUUUCUAUUUAAGAACAACAUAUCAGUUUUACCUAAUGGCGUUUUUAAGUAUACCAGAAAUAUAAAAACUUUAGUGCUUGGGGGAAAUAAACUUCAAACUAUUGGUAGAGCUAUAUUCCGUGAUCUUCCAAAUUUGGAAGAAUUAGAUUUAAGCAAGAAUAACUUGACAUAUUUUAGUUUAGAUUUCAAUGAAUAUAUUAAGUUCAUUGAUUUAUCAUAUAAUAAUUUAACACAGAUGCCUUCCAUAAACUGGCUUCAACACUUAAAACUAGAAAAAUUAAACAUGGAUUAUAAUAAGCUUACAUAUAUCGAAAUUCCGGUACUGUACUCAACUAAUAGACGCAAUCCUACCUUGAAUAUUGCACAUAAUAACAUUAAAACUGUAAGCGUUCAAGAUAUAUUGAUUAACGAUCAAACUAUAAAAGAUUUGCCUUCCAAAGAUUACGAAAGUUAUGUUGAGACUUCAGUAUCAUUAGCUUCAAAUCCUUUUUCAUGUGACUGUAGAAUUUACAAUUUCUAUGAUUACUUAAAGGGAAAUAAUGAAGCGCAUAAACGAUCAGUUCGUUUUACAAGAACUCAGGACUUGACAUGCCAAGAACCUCCAAAUUUAGUUAAUCAAGCAAUUGUACAGUUAAGACCAAAUCAGUUUACAUGUGAUUUAAAUGAUAAUUGCUCAACUUCAUGCCAUUGUUACAUAAGGGCAGAAGACAAUUCUCGAGUCGUUAAUUGCUCGGAUCUCAAGUUAAAAAGUCUUCCUACAUCUAUCCCGCUGAACACUAGUGUGCUUUACUUCCAAGGAAACAUGUUGUCAAGUAUGGGUGGCUUUAACAGUCAAAUAUGGGAAAACCUUACGGAUUUGUAUUUAGAUGGAAACCAGAUAACAUCCCUGGAUCAUUGGAGCAUACCCACUAAGCUUAAGCAUCUUUCUUUAAAGGGCAAUCAACUCAGAUAUUUAACUUCAACUUUUAUGGAUUUAUUAUCAGUUACGAAAGGGUUUCAAAUAUCACUAAGUGAUAAUCCAUGGAACUGUAAUUGCUCCACUGUAACUUUUAAAAAAUGGUUAACUGAGCAUUAUCAGUUUGUUAAGGAUGUGAAAAAUGUUAUGUGUGCAAAUAGAUUAAAACUGAAUGGCACCCUUAUGCGAAAGCCGAUACUGAUGAUUCCUGAUGAUGUCAUAUGUCCAAUAAGUGACUGGCCUUACAGGGUACAACUGAUAUCUGUGACUGUGAUUUGUGUCAUUUUAGCUUUACUGCUUUUUGUAGUAUCUGUGCUGUACUACAGAAAUAAGCAAACAGUAAUUGCUUACGUGUAUAUUCACAUGCACAAUGUUUUUAUGUGCUUCUUCAAUGAAGAAGAUAUCGAUGAGGAUAAAACGUUUGAUGCGUUUGUUUCUUACAGUAGCUCAGAUCGAGAUGUAGCCCUUAGGCUUAUAGAAGAACUAGAAGACAAAGAGCCCCAUUUUAAACUUUGUAUCCACGAAAGGAAUUGGAUAGCGGGUAAUCAAAUUAGCUGGAAUAUCUUUAAUUCUGUGCACAAUAGUCGCAAGACUAUAUUAGUAAUCUCUAAAGAAUUCCUUGAAAGUAUGUGGUUCCAAGUAGAAUUCCACACCGCUUAUUAUCAAAUGCUUGAAGACAAAAUUGAUAGACUUAUAAUUAUCGUCAAGGGGGAACUCCCUCCAAAGGAUACUCUGGAUAAGGACCUCCAGUAUCUCUUAUCCACAAAAACCUACUUAGUUUGGGAAGAAAAGUGGUUUUGGGAAAAAUUAAAAUAUGCUAUGCCUCACAAAAAACAACAGAUGCUUCAGAAUGAUGUGCUGGCUUUAAAAGAUAGGCCAGCUAGCGAAAAAAUUAAAACAGUUGAAAAUCAGAUUGCUAUUUUUUCAUCGGGUGGUAAUAAAACCACCGGUAAAGUUCAGGAAGUUGUUCAAAAUGGCACAAAUAAAGCUUUAAAUUUAGUAAAUAAGGAAACUAUGAAUAAGAAAUGAAACUUCAAUGCAAUGAGUCAAAUAGUUAGAAAAGAUUUUGAUUCUGAAUUCGCUUUAAUGGGCAAUAUGCUACUGAUUGAGAAACUUUUAUCAUAUGGUGCUAAUAUUUAGACUACAUGUUGUCCUUAUAUCAACUGUAAAAGUUGAUAAAAGAGAAUUAUUGUACAAAUGUAAUGUUAUUUCUUCUUUCAGAUCUCAUCGUAUGUGCUUCAACUUUGUUUAUGUGCAAUUGAAAUUAUAUAUGCAUUUUGUUUGUAAACAUAAGAACUGCAUUGGCAGUUUUAAAGAUUUCUUCUGCAUUUAGCUACACAUUUUCUUCAUAAAUGCUCAUUAAACUUCAUUUGUCCAACUAUCUAUAUUUUACAUAAAUAACUGUAUAUUUAAAUGUGUGAAACUGUAAAUAGUUACAUGUAUAUAAAACAUUUUGAACACAAAA